Molecule: messenger RNA, 1583 nt
Organism: Pseudomyrmex gracilis
Lineage: Eukaryota; Metazoa; Arthropoda; Insecta; Hymenoptera; Formicidae
Exons: 4
Coding region: 372-1010 (212 amino acids)
Source: RefSeq, a predicted model, not a curated record
UGUUUGUAUAUAUUACAAAGGCCUUCAAACAAAUGCGUUUCGCAAGAGGGAAAGAAGCUUCUACUGUUACGUACUACAUUCUCCUACUGCCGCGGAUAGCUGAUCAGCUGCGGCUUCUUCCCCUUCCUCGGAAAGCGAAUUAUUGAAAGCUUGUGUACAUUUCCACAUGAGAGGUGAAACGUGUAUAGAUAACAUUUCGAAAAGCAAAAGUACGAAACAUAUUUGAAAAUAAGGUAAACCUCGAGAGAGAAGAGAAAAAAAUUCCUCUAGUGUGGAUAAUAUAUUUGCAUACACAUAUAUUUGCCGGAAUUACAUUUGAUUAAUUGUUAAAAACCUGAAUUUUUUAUUCUAACGAGAGAUUGGCAAAGAAAAUGGGGCAAACUGUAGGUAGAAUGCCUGACACGUGGGAGGAACUCGUAGAAGAAAAAAAUCGUGUUUUACACUGGAGUUCCGAAAUAUUGGCAAAAGUGCAAGAUAAUGUUACGAACGAGGAUACAUUCUUAAUGGAUUACGAUGAUGAUAAAGUUAACACUAAAAUUGAUGUCUGGAUUAAAACUAAUCAACCACGGAUUGAUAAGGCAAUGAAUAAAUUUCCAAACGCACCGGAUCAAUUAAAAGAUACGGUCAGAAAUAAAAUUGAUAAGUUUGGUGAAGAAUUGCGCAUUAAAGUAUGGAAAGACUAUCAAAAUGCUUACAAGGACAUUAAACAUUUUAACAAGAAAGUUGAUCGGCUAGGUGAGAACGAAAGAAAAAUUCACGCCGACAUACAAGAACUGGAAAAGAAAUGCAAAGAAGUCCGAAAGUUUCAAAAGAAAUUUGGACCUUUGCGUGCAAAGGUUUUUGAUAACUUGAAAACCGGCGACAAAAUGAUGUUUCAAGACAAAAGAUUGAAAACAAACUUCGUCAAAAAAGUAUAUAAUAUUGAUCACAGAAGUUAUACAAAGUACUUGAAGCGAAUUGAUAAGUUGCUCAAGGACUUUGGAAAAAAGUGCGACGAACAAGAAAAGUAAAUAACGAAAUACAGGAAAAAUUCUUAUAAUACGGUACAUUCUGAUUUUUAUGUAUAUUAUCGAUUGGCACGUUUAUAAGGCACUUACGAAACUAUAUAAUACAGCAAACUUUUUUAAAUCAUUAUUUUAUGUUCCGAGGUUUUUGCAAGACCAUUACAUUUGAGAAAUGUUUGGCCGUGUGUCAUAAAUUUAAUCCAAGCAACAGGAGAGCACAGAACAUUGUUCCUUGAAUACUUUCGGUUUUCAGUAUCGUAUAUCUAGUUGUUCGAUCCGAACAAAAAGAAGAACGUUAUAACAAUAAAUCUUUCAUCGUAGUAGUAGUGGUGUUCAAGAGAGGAAAGAGAAAGAAAGAGAGAGAGAGAGAGAGGACAAAGAAGAAGAAAGAAAAUAGUUGAGAAACAUCCUCUACUUGACGAAAUCAGCGGUUCUCUUCUCUUUUGUUCUCUUUUGUUCGUCAAAUAGAACAUGUUCAAGGUUACAGGAAAUCUCAAAAUUAUUAGACCUGCGUACGUUCUUUUUUCUUAUGUAUUUUAGUUUACUUAAAAUUGUAUUAUAUCUUCCCAAAAUUUUUUG